Molecule: messenger RNA, 2352 nt
Organism: Saccharomycopsis crataegensis
Lineage: Eukaryota; Fungi; Ascomycota; Saccharomycetes; Ascoideales; Saccharomycopsidaceae
Exons: 1
Coding region: 1-2352 (783 amino acids)
Source: RefSeq, a predicted model, not a curated record
AUGCCUCAGUUGGAAAGAACCAAAAAGAAGAAAUCUCCCUUGGUCAAGUCACGAAGCAGUGAUAGUAUCAACUACCAUCCCGUCCGUAGCAAAGGUUCCAAAACUAGAUUGAAUGGCAAUUUAAAAAUGACUGGCUUAACCAAAGUGAGGUCUAAUCCUGGGUACACUAUUAGGAGUAACAGUAAUCCAAAGAGUUAUGCAUCUAGUAUGGUCAAAAAGAAGAACAAAGUAGAAUUGGAUCUAUUUGCUAGAGAUAAUGAUAGUGACUCCGACAAUAGUCAAACUAAAGAUAACGAUUUUGAAAGUGAUGAUGACAAUAAUGGCCCUGAUAAUUUUGAAGAUUAUGAGUCUGAUACGGAUGGGAAAGAAGAAGAGGAACAAGUAAUAAAAAAAGGAAAGCAAGAGAAUAAUGGAAUAGAAGAAGCAAAUACUAAAGAAAAAAUGACUUCUGAGGAUGAUUCCAUCAAGGAUGAAGCUGAAACAUCUGAGCAUGGUGAUAUGAUUGUGCCAGAAUUAUCCAAGUUGGCAGUUUCUCAAAAGGACUUAAAGGAGAUACCUGAGGAUAUCAAUCAUGAUCUUAAUCAUUCGCAUCAAAUAUCUGAAAUCAAUAACCCGCAAGGAAAUUCCAAAGCAAUUGGUGAAGAUUUAAGUGUAAUAAAUAAAGCAGAAGAAUUGCAAGGUAUGACAGCAAACAAUAAUGAACUUUUGACGGACCAAGAGCAGGAUACUUUAACCUAUUUGACUAAUAGUGUCUCUGCAGGCCAUUUAGAUAACGUUGAUGGUAACGAAAGUGAGAACAGUGACAGUGAUAGCUCUACAAGCAGUGAUGAAGAGCAUAAGCCAGAAGGGGCGGAAGAGGGUAUUGCUGCCGAAGAAGAGGAAAGGCCUGAAGAUGAAGAUUUCACUGAGAGGAGUUACCAGAUUAAUAUUCCCAAUCCGAGGUUGUUAUCUUCUAGAUUUGAUAAGAAAUUAAAGCUCCAGAGAGAGUCUUCUUUAAUUGUCAAUAAUGAUGGUACUGCUAUCCCUACUCUUUCUUCCCCAGAAGUAGGUGCCAGAAAUUCCAAUAAACUAUUUCCGAGUCAUAACCCAGGCAACAAUGCGAAAUCUACAAAACAAUGGAAAUAUUCUAUGCAAUAUACAGAAACAGACUUGGACAAUAGCUUUUUCAAUCUUCAAGGUGCGAAAAAGCCAGCUUUCGAAGAAGGUAAUACCACAUCAAAAAAUGGUGGGGCUAAAUUGAAUACUAGAGGAGGAUUGGGAUUAGCAAUCAAUAACGUUUAUGGAGAUGAGCCAAUUGAUUUUGAUAAUAGGUAUAUUAAUAUCAGAAAGUUAAAUGAUGAAUUAUAUUUGGACUAUUAUAAUUUACGAAAUUUUUAUAAUCCCUUAAUUAAAAGUGUCAAGGAUAUCUAUAAUUUCGCCAAAUAUGAAGAGAAGUUGAACAACGAUUCGGAAAGCUUGUUUCGUUCAGAAAAUAAAAAUAAUGUCAAUAUUAGGAGUAGAAGGAAUACCAGCCAUUCAAACUCUUCUAGCUUCAAUCAGCUACAAAGCAUACAGUCAAACAUAUCUUCUAAUACUACGCAUACAGCGACAAACAAGUCUUUGAGAAAUGAGUUGAUGCAUUUAUAUCUGUUGCCAAAUGAUGGAGGAAAUGAUAAUAAUAGCUUAUUUAGCAACAAUACUGUCAAAAAACAACGAAAAGAUAAUUUGCUAAUUUAUGAGUAUGAAAAUGAAUUGUUCGGAAAUGGCCCCAGUGUGGUCAACAAUAGUUCGAUAAAGCAAAAGCAAAAAUCCAAGAAGACGCCAACAAAUCUAUCCAAGAAGCAUAUUACUCUUGGUAAGAUUCUUGUUAGAGAUAGUGGAAACUUGAAAUUAGUCAACCAGCUUUUUGCAAAGCAAAUGGAAAAACAUCAAAAGGAGAAUAUGAUUACUACCAAAGUCUUUCAACAACAAUUGGUAAAUAAUAACCCAAGCCUUGGAGGAAGUAACGUGGUGCCAGGUAAUGUAGGAUCAUCGACUCCAAACGGUCCAUUAGUGAUGCAGCGUAAUAUGGGCGGACAACCCCGGUCAAUGCAGCGAAUUAACAGCGGGGUUGUAAAUAAUAAUGUGAAUUUAAUCCAAGGUCACCAACAAUAUUCUCAAACUGCCAAUCAACAGCAACCUCCAUUAACGAAGGCACAGUAUCAACAAUUUCUCAAGGAAAGAGAGCAACAGCGACAGAUGCAAUUAUUGCAACAGCAGAAAAAGCAACAGAAAUUGGAGGCUCAGCAACAGAAGCAACAAGAAUUGGCAGCCCAGCAGGCAGAUCAAAACCGGCAACUUAAUCAAAAACAACAAUAUGGUGAUAUAUUUUAA